UUUAAUCCAAGAAGCCAUAACCAACCUAGGAUCUAGGAUCUAGUUUCAUUAGGCUUCAUUUCUUAUUUCGCCGCCAUCAGCUCAUUAACUUCCAUCUUUCGUAUUACAAUAACAAUAAUAUCUUAUAACUUAUAAGUUAUUAUUAAUUAUACGCUUUUUUAUACACAAUCAUAUUCACAAAAAUUUAUAUCAUCCCAUCAAUGUUUUAUUUUUAUAUUUUUAUAAGACACGUAAAAAUUUAAUUAGUGUUAUCAAUUAUCAUCCAAACAACUGUUAGUACAUACAAAAUUUUUCAAUUUAAUUUUUUUUCUUUUAUAUUUAUAAUAGGUGUGGUAAUAUAUAUUAUUAUUUAAAUAAAAAUAUUUACAACCUAUAGUACAAUGACUGAGGAAAGCAUUGAAUUCAACAUGUCCUUGAAGGAUUGGGGUAACGAAAAACUCCAACGAGCUCAAAAAACAGUCGAUGAAAGCCCAUAUGAUUUAGAAGCAUGGAGUGUUUUGAUUAGAGAAGCACAAAAUCGGAAUAUUACUGAAGUUAGACCCGUAUUUGAAAAGUUAGUAACUAUUUUUCCAUCUGCUGGUCGAUACUGGAAAAUUUAUAUCGAACAAGAGAUAAAAAUGCGCAACUAUGAAAAAGUAGAAAAGUUGUUCCAAAGAUGUCUAAUGAAAAUCUUGAAUAUAGAAUUAUGGAAAUUAUAUCUUUCGUAUGUUAAAGAAACUAAAGCGAGUCUUGCUACUUAUAAAGAAAAAAUGGCACAGGCAUAUGAUUUUGCAUUAGAUAAAAUCGGUAUGGACAUACAUUCAUACAGUAUUUGGAACGAUUACGUAACAUUUCUUAAAAGUGUCGAAGCUGUGGGUUCUUAUGCAGAAAACCAAAAAAUCAGCGCUGUUCGCAAAGUAUACCAGCGAGGAGUUGUUAAUCCAAUGAUAAAUAUGGAGCAAUUAUGGAAAGACUAUAUGGCGUUUGAACAAAAUAUAAAUCCAAUAAUUGCUGAAAAAAUGGCAAUUGAAAGAUCAAGGGAUUAUAUGAAUGCACGUCGUGUUUCUAAAGAACUUGAAGCUGUUACUCGUGGGCUGAAUCGUAGCGCACCUAGUGUACCACCUACUGGACACCCUGAAGAAAUAAAACAGGUUGAGUUAUGGAAAAAAUAUAUUGCUUGGGAACGAAGCAACCCUUUGAGAACUGAAGACACAUCACUUGUUGCUAGACGAGUAAUGUUUGCUAUUGAACAAUGUCUACUGUGUUUAGGUCAUCAUCCAGCGGUUUGGCAUCAAGCGGCCCAUUUUCUCGAGUUGAGUUCGAAAAUUCUUACGGAAAAAGGAGACGUCAAUGCAGCUAAAAAUUUGAGCGAUGAAGCAGCAACCAUGUUCGAACGUGCCACUAAUACUUUGUUGUCCAAAAAUAUGUUGUUGUAUUUCGCUCACGCGGAUUUUGAAGAAGGAAGAGUUAAAUAUGAAAAAGUACACCAGAUUUAUCAAAAGUAUUUGGAUAUUCCAGAUGUUGAUCCAACUUUAGCCUAUGUACAGUACAUGAAAUUUGCUAGAAGAGCUGAAGGUAUUAAAUCAGCUAGGACAGUAUUUAAACGCGCGCGUGAAGACACACGAUCACGUCACCACGUUUAUGUUGCAGCAGCACUUAUGGAGUACUAUUGCACUAAAGAUAAAAAUAUCGCGUUUAGAAUUUUUGAAUUAGGUUUAAAAAAAUUUGGCGACAAUCCAGAUUAUAUUUUAUGUUACAUCGACUACUUGUCUCAUUUAAAUGAGGAUAAUAAUACACGUGUAUUAUUUGAAAGAGUUUUAUCAUCUGGUAGUUUAGAACCUGAAAAAUCAGUUGAUAUUUGGAAUCGUUUUUUGGAAUUUGAAUCAAAUAUUGGUGAUUUAGCUAGUAUUGUUAAGGUUGAAAAACGGCGUAGUGCAGUAUUAGAAAAGUUAAAAGAAUUUGAAGGAAAAGAAACAGCUCAAUUAGUAGAUAGAUAUAAAUUCUUCGACCUUUAUCCAUGUUCGCCAAUGGAAUUGAAAUCAAUCGGAUACCAUUCAGGAAAUUUAGGUAGAAAUAAUAUUGGAGGUUCGUUACAAAGACCUGCGGACAAUGAAGAAGUUAUAGCAGCAUUACCACGACCAGAUUUAUCGCAAAUGAUACCCUUUAAACCGAAAGUUAAUGCUCUACCCGGUGAACAUCCAGUUCCAGGCGGCACGUUUCCAUUACCGCCAGCUGCUGCCCAACUCUGUACAUUACUUCCGCCACCGGGUUGUUUUCGCGGACCUUUUGUCGCUGUUGAUCUUCUCAUGGAUGUUUUUAGUCGUAUACAAUUACCUGAACAAGCUCCGCUGCCCGUUGCAGACAAUGGAUGUGAUACAAAAUUAUUCGAUCUAGCAAAAUCAGUACACUGGAUUGUAGACGAGAGUAAUGAUGGCACUGGAAUUGGUACAAAAAGACGACGAACGCGCUUAGGUGCUGAAGACAGUGAAGAUGAAGACUUACCACCACCGCCUGUUAAUGACCUUUAUCGUCAAAGACAACAAAAACGUGUUAAAUAAUACAAUAAUUAAUAUUAAUAACAAUAAGUUUUUGUAUUUAAGCGUACAAAAAAAAAAUAAGUAGUUAUACUUAUAAGAAUUAAAUAUUAAGUUGGCUGUAAGCUAAUGACUAAUUUCCGAAAUCAAUUUAAUAGUUUCAAAAUUUAUAGAUUAUUUUUUCAUAAAAUUUUUUUUCAUUACGCUUAAAAAUGAUUUAUCAAGGCUGUUUAAAUUAUUAUUAAUUAUUGUUCUUAAGAACCUCGAACUUUAUAAAACUGUUCAAUUACUGCCUUAAUUAUUAAUUUCUUUCAAUUAAUUAAUUUAAGUUGAUUGUUUAAUUA
Microplitis demolitor is the source of this 2857-nucleotide messenger RNA. It is a transcript of the gene su(f), whose product is annotated as protein suppressor of forked. NCBI's taxonomy places the organism in Eukaryota, Metazoa, Arthropoda, Insecta, Hymenoptera, Braconidae. Gene Ontology annotation, biological process: mRNA 3'-end processing. Gene Ontology annotation, cellular component: nucleus. The coding region runs from base 381 to 2537 and encodes 718 amino acids. The transcript is spliced from 13 exons. Gene Ontology annotation, molecular function: mRNA binding; protein binding. The record is from RefSeq and is a predicted model, not a curated record.